UGUACACCAGUUGUGUUUGAAGAUGGUGAAACUGAAGACAAGGUCUCUCUGGUUCCUCGCUGCCUUCCUCUUCCUGUCCACUGUUCCCACAGUGGCUGAGGUGCUACAUGCAUUUUCUUUGUGUGAAGGGUUUCUCCUUCAGGGAAAUCCGCCACAGAUCCCAGGCAUCGUAGUCGGCAGGAACAUCCAGAAACAGAACCAAUACAAACCCAUUUGCCAGACUUACAAUAAUGUGAGAAGGUAUCUGACACUCUACGACACCAGGAACAGGAUUCCAGUGUUUUCUGCUUAAGUGCACAGAGGGGAUGGAGGAGGGGCAAGACCUCAAGGGGAACUCUGGAAGAUCGAACCACAGCUGGAUGAUGAAAAGGCAGACGACAAGAAGAACAUGGAGAAGGAAAAGAACACAAAACCCUACAACAACCAGGCCAGGCUCAUUGAUUAUGCUCCUGGGAAUGAAGACGAAAGCAAGGACAUGGAGAAUGACAAUGGUGAACUCCAAACACAGGAGGCCAGAAAGGCUGACACUAAAGAGUACAACAAGGGCCAUUUAUUUCCAAACUCUCAUGCGUAUGAUAAUUAUGGCAAAAAAUCCACCUUCACCCUGACCAACAUUGUUCCACAAGUAAUCUCAUUCAAUCAGGGAAGCUGGAACAAAAUGGAGACGUGCAUCAAAUGUAUUAUGGACACAUACUGCAAGGACAACAAUGGUAAAACCAAAGCCUUUGUGGUGGUGGGAGCAAAACCAGGGGAAAAAGACAAUCACAACGGCAGGGUUAAUAUUCCCUCCAAGCUCUGGUUCGCCUUCUGCUGCUUCAGUGCCGAGAGCAACGCGUGGAUAGCGAGUGCGUUAUGGGGCGACAAUGUUGCUGAAGAUAAUAAACAACAUAUGCAGACCAGGACUCUGAAAGAACUCAGAGAGUCCCUGAAAAUUGAUGCGUUUCCUAAAAGUAAGUGUCCUGACACAACUCUUGUUAAGUUUGACCCGGCAUGAACCAACUUAAAACCCAGCUCCGCUGAAAUUGCCCACCCUGAAUUUAACCAUGUAUGCCCUUCCCAUUUUAAGAUUAAUAAAAUGUGAAUGAAAUAAACUGCAGAACAGUGACCACAGAGCACCAUCUAGUGUCCUUUCUGUAUAUUUCAGUUUGUACUGAACCAUAUCCAACUUCAUAAAUGGUCAUUCACACUGUGUAAAUACUGAAGUCCAGAUUCAAGGUACUUCUACUCUAUUUGAUUUAUUAUGCUGCUUUACAUCUACAUUUUAGAGGGAAAUAUUGUACUUUUUACUCCACUACAUUUGUCUGACAGCUUUAGUUACUUUUCAGAUUACAAUACUCUUCCUGUCCAGUGAAAACCACGUAUCUCCAGUAUUGAUGUUGAAUGUUUGUGAUAAACUGAAGGAUGAAGUGUUGCUUUAUGGGUUGAGAAAAUUAAACAUCUACAACAGUAAAAUGCAACAUACACAUUAAUGCAGCAGUUAUAACAGAUAUGAUAGUAAAACACUUUGUGUACAAUGUGCUGAUAAUACUUACUUUUAUUUAUGGCUCCUACAGGUAACUUUCAUUUUGUGUUGAUUCUGGUGUCCCCUGGUGACAAAAAGAGGUAUUGUUUCCACCCCCUCAUUUCAUUCAUUUCAAAAGGAAUCCAACACGGUGGCAAUAAUUAAGAAUAACUUUAUCAAAAUAAUUUUAAAAUUCUCUUAAAUUGAGUUUUAUAACCAGUUAAAAACUUCUUCUGCUGCUCCAAUUCAAGUCACAUUCUCCUCGGUUCAUAGAGCCCUGCCUUUACAACCAGCUACAUUGCACCUAUUGAUUAACUUAAAUGAUGAACACAAUGAUUGAAGGUUUAUUUAACAUGACCAAUGAUUUUAGACAUCAUCUCAAUAACCAAUAAAAUACAAUAGUAUCUGACUCCAACUCUAUUUGUUACCUAAUGAAAGCCGUU
Messenger RNA from Dicentrarchus labrax (European seabass), 1944 nucleotides. RefSeq names its product endonuclease domain-containing 1 protein. The transcript is spliced from 4 exons. Bases 389 to 994 code for a protein of 201 amino acids. Lineage: Eukaryota; Metazoa; Chordata; Actinopteri; Moronidae. The record is from RefSeq and is a predicted model, not a curated record. Gene Ontology annotation, molecular function: nucleic acid binding; metal ion binding; hydrolase activity.